CUUUCAUUCAGCAAUAUGGAGAAUUUGAUACAAUGGACCAAGAGGAGUAUGAUGAUGUUGACGAAGAAGAAGAAGAAGAAGAAGAAUACAUGUUUGACGAUGAUGAAUUUGACGACGACUACGACGACGACGAUGACGACGAUCAUUAUUGGACUACAACAACAAAAAACUUUUACACUCUCAGUCCUUGUUCUGAAACAAUGCAGCCCAGUUAUCCCAUCGAGCAUACGAAUAGCUAUGACGAUAGUCGUCACAAUAACAUUACUUCUACCGCCACCGCUCUAUCCCCAUCCUUAUUUGAAACACAAAACACAAAAUACGAGGAGCUGAUGCACAUACCAGUACCAGACUAUAUUGAGUUGCAACACGAACUCGUCGAACUCAAAAACCAACAACAAAGUGCCCCUUUUAACGGCAUGCUCUCAAUAGAAAUCCCAAUACCUCAACAAACAGAUCACCAGCAGCAUGACACUGACGAUGCGGUCUCUAUUGAUAUUGAUUCUUUAUCCCCAGCCGCAGAAACACCAGAACUCUCACCCUCAUCUCUACCUGAAGAUCCAAAUACAUUAAGUCGAAGCAGUAGUAUCAGCAGUCUUGAAACAGACUCUGGAAAGGAUCCCCUUGAACGACAAAUCGCGUUUGAUUGUAAUUCAAACUGCAGUGAUCAACAACAACAUCACAAUAUCUAUUUAUUACCCUCAUCGUCAUCAUCAUCUUCUAUCAUUAACCUAACAAACUUAUACGAUACCACUACCACUGCCACACUAACUCCAACAGCAGCACUGACGCAACAAACAUCUCCAGCAAGCCCCGUGACCCGAUCGCCUUUCUCUAGCCAAAAAUUGUUUUUAGAUGACACGUGUUCCCCAACGUCAUAUCAAUCGUUUGCUGAUAUCAUGAAUCAGACGAAUGGCGGUACGCACAAUAAGGAAGUGACUAUUCCAUCCCCUAUGCCCGAGACUAUAUCAUCAGCGACCAUGUCGUAUGGCUCCAUUACUAAUUUCAUCUCGAGUCCUACUUCAGCAGCAGCAGCAGCAGACGACGAAGACAUUAGCGCAUCUUCGGAUAAAAGCAGUAGUGUUUCAUCCGCCCCAGUGGAGGCACCCGCGACGGUACCAUUUCGCUCAUCAACUUAUCCUUCUUUUUCUAUGAAACACACUGAUGAAGAAUUAGGCAAAGUAACUCAAGAAGCUUGUGCAAGUAAGAAGAGAGAAAAUGCUUCUCCUAGAAAGAAUAAAUCUCUAUUUUCCUGUUUCCAGUAUUUAUACAAGAAGUUAUCAGGCAUUGUCAAAAGUGGCUUCAAUAAGCUUUUCGCGUUUUCCCCAUUAUCAUCUGAACGACAACCAUUACUAUAGGUUUUUCGUUUCUAACUCCUCCAUUACCAUGUAUAUCCUCUUUUAUACUCCAUUUCUAUUGUACAUCUGCAUUAUUCCUUCGCCUAUGUUCAUUGACCAUAUAUCCCUUCAAAUCAAUUAUUUAAAAUAGAAAGAAAA
Mycotypha africana is the source of this 1493-nucleotide messenger RNA. RefSeq lists its product as uncharacterized. Bases 33 to 1355 code for a protein of 440 amino acids. Lineage: Eukaryota; Fungi; Mucoromycota; Mucoromycetes; Mucorales; Mycotyphaceae. The transcript has a single exon. The record is from RefSeq and is a predicted model, not a curated record.